CAAUAAAAAGCUUUCCACAUGACAAAGCCUACAGAGAGUCUUUGAAACGAUACAAACAAUGUGGUUAAAGACAGAGGGCCAACCCCGUGUUUCCCAACGCUCUUCUCUCAGGAUAAGGUGGUGCUUCAGAGGAGUGGCAGAGACAAACAGAAGGAGGCUCAUAUAAAGCAGCACUGUGCUCUUGAUUGUGGAGGACUUACUUUAACAACACCGGAGUUACUGCUUAUUAUAAAAAAAGGAGCAUUACAUUUAUUUACCACUGAGGUUUUGAGGGGUUUUGUGAUCUUUUUUUUUUUACCUGGGUAUUUAAUGCUCUCUCUCCAUGAGGAAUCCACAAACCUCUAAAGAGGUCUGACACCGAGUGUGUUGAAGACAUCAGGAAUCCUUGUUUUUACUUUCAUUCUUCUUCCUAAACCCGGAGACAUGGUGCUCUGGAUCAUCCUUCCCAUCUCACUAACCCUGGUGUCCUUCAUUGGAACAUGGAGCGUAUAUGGCAUGGCCUACUCCAACAAUCAUGUGUGUUCGCUCAGUGAUUGGAGUGGUAAAAAUGUCUGCCGAGGGAACGAGACCAAAGAAUGUUGCAUUGUUCCUACAAUAAGUGGAAGUGGCACCUUUGCUCCAGAAAGCUCGCUGUUUACAGCAACAAUGAAUGCGGGAACCUUUCUCUUUGUGCUAUUCACCGUAUUCCAUCAUGCCCACAUAAUGGAGAGACACAUGUGCCACUCCAUGCUGAGCAAAAUGGCGUUAGCCUUUGGAUUGGUGGCAGCCGCCGGGGCCUUUGCUGCUGGAAACUGCAACCCGGAGGCUGCAACUCUCCUGCACUACCUCGGAGCUGCUGUCAGCUUCACGUGUGCCUGCUUCUACACCAUCCUGCUCUGCACCCUGACGGGGAAGUGUGUCCUGACCGGGUUCGAAAGGUUCCUCUUCCCUCUGCGCGUCUUCUUCGCAGUGGUUCAGUUCACUGUGACUGUCUGCUAUACCAUUUUUUUCGUCCAGGAAGAGUACACCUACAACCUCCUGUCCGCAGUUUUCGAGUGGACCCUCAGUGUCAACCUGCAGAUGUUUGAGCUCACCUACACAGUGGAGUUUUUCUUCUUCUCGUCCUUCAUGGUUUCAAACCUGCUGAGCAAACGCGAGGAGGAAAAGCCCUUGAUAUUGCCCAUGUCAUGAUAUAAGGCGGCCAGGAUCCAGCAGGAAAGCACAAACAGCAGUGAAGGACUGCGUAGGACAUCAGUGACCACAGUGGCUGGACCCUGGCUGAAGGUUCAAUAGCGUUUUAUGUUAUUUCAUCGCUUCAGUUUUUGACGGCUUGGAUUACGUUCACUUUUGUUUCAUCAUCUCAACUGUUACUUGAAAAAAAGGUUUCUUUAAAUUGGGCAUUUCUGUAUCUUAGGUAAUAUAUUUAUGAAAACUCUUCCACUUUAACAGCAACAGAACAAACCACAUACUUAUAGUUCCUUUCAAAAUCAUUCACUCUCUAGAACUUUUUCUAAUUUUUUCAUCACAUUAACCACAACCUUUGUUUUAUUUUAUUUUUUGUGUGUGUGUGUGCGGGAGUUUAUAUGAUACGCCAACACUAAGUACAUCUGAAAUGUGCAGUGUGGAAAUGUAUUCAGAAGCACUGAGCCGGCACUUUGUACAACAAUCAUUCACUGGCUGUGUCUCCUUGCCCGACUCGCCAAUUUAGAUGGAUUGGCAUAUUUUUGUGCAAUAUCUGUUCCAGUUUUGAACAUGAGAGUCACCACUUUUCUCCCUGAUCUGUCUGCCGUGUUUGCUUGGUCUUCACUAGUGUUCUCUAACGAACCUCGAAGGCUUUCACAGAGCAGGUUUUAGUUAUACUGGGAAUGGCUUUCACACAGAUGGACUCCAUUUACUAAUUGGGAGACUUUCAGCGGUAAUUGCUUGCUCUGGAUUUUUAUGUAGGGAAUAAAAGCGAGAAUGCCUGAACACAAAUGUCACACUUUGCCACAAAUUUGCAAACCAUGUGUCAAUUUCCUUCCACUUCUCAAUUAUGUAGUACUUUCUGCUUGUCUAUCACAUAAAACCCUAAUAAAACGCAUUAAAAUUUGUGGUUGUCCCGUAGCAAAAUGUGAACAGGGAUGUGAAUAAUUUUUCACAGCUGUGUAAACUGUACUUACCAGAAAUUAUUUACCCAAGUCAUCUGGCUUUGAUGAAACGGUUCAAGCCUGUGUGUGUUUUUUAGUGCAAUAACCUUUAGAAUGUGGACAGAGUGUACCAACAAACACAUUUUCUCUUGUAGCUCGGUACAAACCUGACGUUUAGGCACUUUAGUAGCGUUAAGAAGUCAUUACGUGUGUCGUGCUGAUAGACAGGAUAGACUAUGAUGCUCUUGGAGUCUAUCCUGCUCUCGGAUCGAAGGGCGGAGUUCCUGUAACUACCAAAGAUCCUGUUUGACUAGACAUUUAAACUGAGUGACGUUUUUGAACAAAGACUUAUGUGAUUCAUUCUCACUGAAAACACACAGACGUCAUCACCUCCUUUACAGAAGGUGUUGUCUGUGUCCUUUCCAUUACAUUACCUGAUUGUAUCAUCAGGUAUUCCAAGACCGAGUUACCAGGUUGAGUAAAUAUUGUGGUGAAGUCCUUGCUUUGCUCAUUAGUUUAAGGGGACGACCAUGCUGGAAAAACAUAAAACCAGGAGUCAUCUUGGAAAUGCUAAAUUAUCGUUCCCAUAUACUUCUUUGUUUUUUCUUUCAAAUAAAAUUAGAUUAAGAUCUCUGAAAAUGUUUUAUUGUGUUUGAAUUCCUGAACGCAUGGGUGAUCUUGUCAUUUGCCCAAAACCACGAACAAUUUAAAAUUCUCCUCACCUGUAGAGUUUCCUUAGCCUUAACCCAUAAUGACCAGGUCCUCAGCUAUUCUUCAUUUGUUGUUUUUCAACAUUAGUGUCCUCAGUCUUGCUGAAAACAUUCAGGUCAUGAAGUAACAUGAGAGCUUGUAGGAAGCGUCAAAAUUCAAUAAUAGUUGUCUUUGCACAAAGCUGUGAUGAUUAGAUAAAUAUUUUGCCCAACAAACCUCUGAAGGCUGCAUUUAUUCCUGUUGCACCUUUUCACACCACAUUUUUUUUUUUUUUUUUGUUCUAGACAACUUUCUAUAAAUAUGCAAGGAUACAGCACUCUGAACAACCAGCUCCUUUAGCAAGACCCUUUUGUUUGAUGUCCUUGUGGAGAGUGUGUCUUCUGGACACCUGUAAAUUGUCGCUUCAGUCUUUGAUGGCUGAAGCGACAAACACUGUGUAGACCAUAAAUUGGACAUUACAUAGUAUACAUAGAUUAAAAAUGUGCUUUUUUUAAAGAUGGAUUUUGGUACCAUCAAUUUUUAUUCAACAGUAUCUGGACAAGAGUCCAGCUAACAGAAGACAUGCAGCAAAUGACCUGAAUCAUACAGAGGAGAGCAGCAUUGACGUCUGUUGCCUCAGCAUAUGGUGCACCUAAAAUUAUUUUUUAAAUUGCUCUAAUAUUCAAAUUUUCUGAGAUGAAA
Messenger RNA from Poecilia latipinna (sailfin molly), 3497 nucleotides. RefSeq names its product transmembrane protein 150A. The coding region runs from base 424 to 1170 and encodes 248 amino acids. Gene Ontology annotation, biological process: protein localization to plasma membrane. The transcript is spliced from 7 exons. NCBI's taxonomy places the organism in Eukaryota, Metazoa, Chordata, Actinopteri, Cyprinodontiformes, Poeciliidae. The record is from RefSeq and is a predicted model, not a curated record. Gene Ontology annotation, cellular component: plasma membrane.